Molecule: messenger RNA, 1941 nt
Organism: Fusarium pseudograminearum CS3096
Lineage: Eukaryota; Fungi; Ascomycota; Sordariomycetes; Hypocreales; Nectriaceae
Exons: 4
Coding region: 1-1941 (646 amino acids)
Source: RefSeq, a predicted model, not a curated record
AUGCCAGCAAGGAGAAGUGCAAGACUCAAGGCCAAGGCUGACGAACCUGUCCCUUCUGAGAAGCAGAUCCAGGAACCCAAGAAAACACCCAAGCGCAAAGCUCCAAGUUCGAACGAUGACAACCCUAUCAAAAAAGCACCCAAGACCAAAUCGACGGAUAGGACAGCCGACUUCAAGUCUCCUGGCAGACAUUCAAAGCUAAAAGCCACAGCUAAAACGAGCAAGACCGGCAAGCCAUCCGUCCAGACAUCAGUCACCAACUCCAGUGGCUCAUUUUCACCAUUCCCUCCCGAAAUCUUGAAUCUGGUCAUAGCAAAGAUCGAAGACACAAAGUCUCUGGGAAAUCUGAGUAAAACCGGUAAGGCUUUUCAUAGCCUCGUCAUACCUCAACUCUACAAGAGAGUUCAGGGCUUUGUAACUUAUCAUGCUCAUAUUGCCAAGCUCAUCCGUACGAUUGAGCCACUACUCACGAUCGAGCAGCGGAAGCAGCUAAAGAAGGAAGGCCAGUACAAAGGCCAACAGGAGAGUUUCCCCGACAAGGCGGAUGGCAAGAAGAAACCCGAAAUUGCAGAUUUUGUUCGACAGGCCAUGUUGGACAUCAUCAGUCCAGGUAAGAAGCACGGCUAUAUUGUUUAUCGCUACGCGGAAGAACUGUUGAAGAGUAUAAACAAUCUGGAGGUUUUUGCAGCCACGAGUCUUUCAGAACCAAUGGCAAGACUGCUGGCAGCCAUGGAGAACCUUCAGGCUCUUUGGCUCCAUAUCUCCGAUCAUCAAAACCCAGAGGCUGAGGCACUGGCUUCAAUCAAAGGCUUGAAGCACCUACACUUGUAUGCAUAUAACUUUGUUGGCACCGGUAUCCCUCCCUUGUCUUUGAUCUGGAACUCGCGUUCCACGUUGCGGAGUUUACACCUCAACAGCUCGCCUUUCAAAUUCCUAUAUAAAGAGGUGAAAGACACGUCGAGUAGCACAACUGGCUCCUCGAAUCCACAAUAUGACCUGAGCGCCUUGAAGUCACUUUCAAUCAAGGGUGCAUCAAUUGAUCCAGAUGAAGUUGAUUGUAUUACCAGGGCCAUUGACUUUACCAAGUUGGAGAAUCUCAACGUUGGCUAUAAGAAUGUCAAAAUUGAGUUGCUCUUUAAGCGUCUAAUCGAGAUAUUUUCUGCCGCAAGCAGUACUGAUAUCAAACUUCGGAGUCUCUCUGUGCAUCUCGGUACCCAAGGCAAUUCUAACUUGACUAGGAUGGUAGCAUAUCCGGAAGAAGAGGACCACGGCAUCGAAUUUAUUUCGUCUUUCAGCAGUUUGACAAGUCUCACUAUUGUUGAUGCCGGUAUUCAUUCUUCGGAUCAGCCCAACCCGGGAUUGAAAGACACGCUUUUGCGAGGUAUUCUUAUGCAUACAAAUCUGGCUAAAAUAGAAUUCGGAGAUUCAAUCUCUCUCACUGGCUGGAAGAUGCCAUGUUUGGAUACCCAGAUGGUGAAACGUUUCAUUGAAAACUUUCCUCAACUGAAGCACUUUCAUUUCUAUGCCCAGGAAAAUCAGUUUAACGAGAUUGCAGAGGCCCUUUCACGAGGCCGCAAUCUGGAGUCAAUAUUGAUAAAUAGAGGCGGGAGGUUUAAAUACGAAGAAACAGGUCCUGAAUUUCUUCGCCACCUAACCCACCCAAUCCUGGAGCGUGUCUCGGAUGACAAGACGAGAGACUACAAGUGGGAAGAUCACAGCAAGUUCAGUCGAUUGACAAUGGGCAUCUCGGUAUGGGAAGUUGGUUCGAAACUAGGAAAGUCCAAGAAGGGAAUGAAGAAAGCUGAGAAAAUCAGUUCUGCAUCGAAUCCGAAGAGGAGCGUGAUGUAUCGAGAUAUCACACGCCAUGAGUGUCUGUGGCUAAGAGGAACUAUGAACGAAAUGGAGGAGUGGGUGGACAAAGUUGCCAAGGACCUUGAUUGA